CUAAUAUUCUUGCGACAUCUUUAUUUUCUGCUGUGUUAAAGACCGAGCGCACAGACAAAGAAGGAAAGUGCUUAAAAAACCUGAGCAGCCGCAAGCGUGACUAAAGACAAAGAUAUCAGUUGAAAAAGAUGGUGACCACUUCGUCGGCGGGCGCGAGCGCCUCGUUGCUCGGACGAGGCGGGGUGUUGGACCUCUGCUCUCUGUCGGACGAUGCCUGCAACAACUUGAUCGGCAUCUUCUUGAAGGCCAAGCCGGCCAUGGCGGUGGAGUUGGUCGACUUGUGCGAAGAAGAACAGGAUCCAGACCCGGCGUGCGGGCGGUUUCGCGGGUCCAUUAAAAGCUGGUGGCCGGUACUUAGCUUCGAUCUGUAAAGAUGCCCAUAACAUCUCUGUACUUACACUUAGGAUUAGCUUCAUUCUGUUAGGUUGUACUGUUCAUAGUACCAUCUCCAUCUCCUACUAACUGCGGCGGGGAUAGUUACUAGAUCGAUAUACCCAAAAAACAGGAGAAAGGCUACGGUUUCCUGGAAUGCGAGCACACGUUCUCGAUGUACGGUUGCGAUAUUUACAUCAAUCGGUUGGCCAUUGGGCUUUUUCAGAAGCACGAUGAGGUCUUCUUCAGCGUGGAGUUGAACAAAGAGGGGAAACCGCAGGGGAAAAACCUGCUCCCGAUCAGCGCAGAGGCAAAGAAGCGCCAGCUGCUGGCCGCCACCGAUCCAGAUUUUGAUCUGGAUACCUAUCUCGCGCAGCACAAGCUCGGGCCGUACAAUCCCAGCCACGAGGAGCAGGAGGCACAAAACCGAAGUACUCCUGGUUCCCUAGAUAAAAGCUUGCUUGCACCAUUUGUCUGUUUGAGACUCCUAUGACAAGAUGAAGGGCAACUCAACAUGUGUGUUUUUGACGGUCGUCCCUCUGCCUGCCUGUCACAUGGUCAUGGUGUUUCAAUGAUGACGGAUUGAAAAAUAGGGAACAAGCGGACGGGAACCGAGCGCGUGCAACAGGACCACGGUCGAGGGCAAUACGGCAAAGACGGGUGGGGCGAUCCCUACGCCUGGUGGGGCCCGGCGUGGCGGGACGGUCCGUAUGGCGGCAAGGGCGGUAGCUGGCAUGGGCAAAAAGGGGGUUUGCCCUACGGGGAGCGGGCCAAAGGGGGCGGCAUGUCCACAGCGGCGUUGCGGGAGCACCUCUUCCGAGGUAUGAUACUGAGCUGCCAGCACGUGUUCUGCUUGAUGAUGUUGCAAGUACUUAUAUAAACAUGUGUUGAGUCGAUCUGGCAGAAGCAAGUUGUUCCGGAAUUGCUGCACGUUGGACGAAAAUUUUGGUGCGCCGACGGACUGCGCUCUACAUAAUUUUUACCCACGCCAUUUCAGGUCGAGACAACGGUGUUAGCAAGGGCAGCAAAGGUGGACGGACGCCGGGUUUUUCGCCCUUCGACUUGGAAGAUGUCCUUCCUCCUCCUCCCCGCUAG
Molecule: messenger RNA, 1467 nt
Organism: Amoebophrya sp. A120
Lineage: Eukaryota; Dinophyceae; Syndiniales; Amoebophryaceae
Source: the annotation of a GenBank genome assembly